Copidosoma floridanum is the source of this 1516-nucleotide messenger RNA. Its product is annotated as choline/ethanolamine transporter flvcr2a-like. NCBI's taxonomy places the organism in Eukaryota, Metazoa, Arthropoda, Insecta, Hymenoptera, Encyrtidae. Gene Ontology annotation, biological process: transmembrane transport; heme export. The record is from RefSeq and is a predicted model, not a curated record. Gene Ontology annotation, molecular function: heme transmembrane transporter activity; heme binding. Gene Ontology annotation, cellular component: membrane.
UAGUUACAACGUUCUGCACCUAAUGUUUCUAACCGGGUCUACGUCAAGGAUAAUAUCAAGUAAAAGAAAUGAAAUUUAGUAAACAGGUUUUGUUGUUCAUAAAAUUUUUUUGAGUGAUGUUGAAGGAAGAUUUAAGUGCCUUGACAGAUAGACAUAAUGUCCAAAUUGUAAGUUCAGUUAGAAAGUUAGAUGUUGAUAGCAAAAUUGACACCAAAGUAUAUCGAAGAAGAUGGUUGAUCUUAGGAUUAUAUAUGUUCUAUGGAAGUUUAGUUUCGAGCCAGUGGAUUCAGUAUUCAAUUAUUGCCAAUGUAGUGGCCAGGUACUACGGUGUCUCACUAAUAGCCGUUGACUGGACAUCGAUGAUUUACAUGCUGUUCUAUGUAGUCUUUAUAUUUCCGAUUAGCUAUCUAUCAGAACGCAUUGGGUUAAGGAAUAUAAUAAUUUUAGGAAGUUUCUUGUGUUGCCUUGGAGCAUGGAUCAAAACAUUUUCUGCUACACCUGAAAGAUUUAUUACAACUUUUGCAGGACAAUCUUUAUGUGCACUAUCUCUUGUAAUAACGCUACCUAUGCCUGGAAAAUUAUCCGCCCACUGGUUUGAUUCAAGUGAAUUGGCAACAGCUACGUCACUCGGAGUUGUAGGUCCCCAGCUUGGAAUAUCAUUGAUGUUCUAUUUAGCACCUCAAAUUGUAAAAAACCACGAAAGUUUACAUGACAUUGGCAUUGACCUAUCACGUCUGUUCUGGGGUGUAGCUCUGGCCUCAUCUCUAAACUUAAUCCUCAUUGUACUGUUUUUUAAGGAUGAACCAAAAAUACCACCAAACGAGGCACGUGCUUUGCAGAAAAUAAAUCUCAGCGAGGUUCAAGGAUUUAUUGGACCAAUGAAAAAGCUUUUUACAAACAAGAGUUUCUUAAUUCUUUGUAACUCAUACGGAAUAAACGUGGGCAUAUUUAAUGCACUGAGCACACUACUUAAUCAGUUGUUUGUAAAACACUUUGUGAAUGGCGAUGAAGAUGCUGGAACGAUUGGACUGCUUCUUAUUUUUACAGGAAUAUUUAGCUUACUAACUUUUGGCAUUAUACUAGAUAAAACGCGUAAAUUCAAAGAAACGACUGUGACUGUGUACUUUCUUACGUUAUGUGGACAAAUACUUUUUGCUACAGCAAUAUUUAUGGAAGUAAAGUGGAUGGUUUAUACUUCUGCAAUGUUUCUUGGAUUCUUUAUGUCAGGAUAUUUCUUGCUUGGCUUUGAAAUGGCAGCGGAAUACACCUAUCCGAUAUCUGAAUCCCAUUCAGUAGGUAUAUUAAACAUCGCUAACAAUGUUUAUGGCAUUGUUCUUGUCAUGGUAUUGGAGGUUGUGCUAGAACACUACGGUGAUAUACCUGUACAUAUCAUCUUCUGUGUGGCUCUAUUGAUUGGCCUAAUAAUGACAAUAAUGACAAAAGAUGAGCAGAGGCGACAAGAUGCAAGAAAAACAGCAGUAUAUCACGUUAUUACCUGAGAUAAUACAAAAAAGCA